Pelobates cultripes (western spadefoot toad) is the source of this 26802-nucleotide messenger RNA. NCBI's taxonomy places the organism in Eukaryota, Metazoa, Chordata, Amphibia, Anura, Pelobatidae. The record is from the annotation of a GenBank genome assembly.
CUGUAGUAUGUUCUCUAGUGAAUUGAGAGUCAUUGUUUUGUUUUGUUUUUUGCAGGACUCAGUAUGUGGUUUCUUGUUCUCCUCCUUCUACCUCCCGCUUCCCAGACAGCAGACAAAUCUGACGGAGAAUGGGUGCAUUUGCCUAGCAAGUGUGAAGGUAGUGUGAUAGUAAUUAAGUUCUAUGUUUGUCUGAAAAUAGGGCAGUAGUUCCAGGUCUGUUUAAGCACCAAAAUGAUCUUAAUGGUCUUAAAGAUGCUGCCACCUUUGGCCUGGCUCAUGAAAACUGUGCAGCUUCUUAUAAAUAACACGGUUUACAUUUAGCAAUUUCACACAGACCGCUAUUAGAGGUUCCAGUACGGAAAGUAUUCAUUAGUUGAAUCAUUUUGCCGUCCAAUGUCUCCUUACUAUGUUUGAUUGAAAAGCAAUGGUUUGGAGAAUCACAAGAUUGCACUUGAACCUGUGAGUCCUCAAAGCAUUUGUAUGAGAAGUAUCACCGUCUGAUUCUAACCUGGUUGCUCUGGUAAUACCAUUAAACUUCCCUCAGUACAGGCCUCACGGACUUCAGAGCUCUGUUUUUUAUGUAAUAUUUAGUCUAUGAUAUACAUUUACUUGUAUUCUGGGCAAUCUUCUUAUUUCAUAUUUGCUGGCUUGUAGAUUGGAUGGUUUACUACUGUAGGCUACCCCACUGUAACGGACCGUUUCUCUCACAAGAGGAUAAAAACCGUUUAGGCGAUAAUCCCCUUUCCCAUAGACCAGCAGCUACUGCAAGCACCAAACUCCCGAACUGCAAACUGUACGAAUUCACCAACUCCCGAACUGGAAACACACGAACACUGGAAUCAGCCGAACAGGAAAAGCAUACAAUCCGUUUACACUCCUGGCAGUCAGCAUACAAUCCAAUUCCCCCCAAAAUCGAGACGACACAUCGGUUUGAGGGUCAAGCAGAAUCUCCCUGUACUGUCACAUACAGUCUCAUUUAUUCCCAAUCCACAAACAUAGUACAGCCCACAGGGCGUUACAAAACAACCAAUCAAUCCGUACAAUACACCCAGACACUCCCACACAAAAUCCUCCCCUCUGCAGGUGAUAUGAUUACUGAACACAAUGGGUAAUCUCAUUAUCACCGGCAGAGGAAUACAGUUUUUACACAAUAUUUAUAACUUCUAAAAUAUACAUGUCACAAACAUAAAACAUACAUUUUCAUAAUCAAUCCAUUCAGGGAACAACAUAUUAAAAAAUGGCACGAAUCAGACCAGGGGUUCAAAAGUUAAGGGAAAGUCCUUUGUGACUAAAUGAAGCAUGGCUUUCUGGCCCAAACCAGUUUCAGAGUCUUCUAUCCUGGAGAGUAAUUCAAUUAUCUCCCAGGACAGACACAAGACUCCAUUAAGCACAUGGUUGCAAAAAGACACAAAACACUUUAAAAUACAUAAAGUCACAUUUACACAUAACACACAGACAUUUCACAUAUCCCCAGAUAGCUGGGAUCUGAGUGCACAUUAUUAGAUGAAUGGCACUCAGAUCACACAAAUAAGCCUUUCUGCAGGGGAAAUAAACGGUUUAACCUGCAGGGCCAUAGUCCAAAGGGAGCAGGCGAGCAACCAGGCUUCUCCAGUUCACAGUGGCGAGGUUGGUUUUGCCACACCCACCAUCUUAAAAUAUCCAGAUAGUCCUCAGCCACAAUGAGAGAGACUUGAUCUGAGGCCAUGCAUUCCUAUCUCCAGCAAUAGUUGUGACCCUGUUCACAAACAAUGAUUGAAAUGCAUGUCCUCCUGUAGCUAAGACAGUGCAGAUAUAGUGUGUUGUGCAUGUUUGAAUUCAAUAAUAUUGUGUGUUUGGAAAAGAGCUUGGUGGAAUAUGGAUAAUGUAUAGGAAUGUGGUAUCAGGAAAGUGGAGGGGUAGGUGUAUUUGGCUCAGUUUAUAGGUUGUGUGGGAUUGAUAAUGUGUUUGGGGGUCUUGGGAUAGUGUAGAGGGGCAUGGUGGGAAUAGGGUAGUGUAUAGGUUGUGUGGGAUUGAUAGUGUGUUGGGGGGUCUUGGGAUAGUGUAGAGGGGCAUGGUGGGAAUAGGGUAGUGUAUAGGUUGUGUGGGAUUGAUAGUGUGUUGGGGGGUCUUGGGAUAGUGUAGAGGGGCAUGGUGGGAAUAGGGUAGUGUAUAGGUUGUGUGGGAUUGAUAAUGUGACAGGGGGCAUGAUGGAAUUGGUACAAUGUGGCAGGGAGGGGCUUGGUGGAAUUGGGAUAAUGUAUAGAUUGUUUGGUUUGAUAAUGUGGUAGUGGGACAGUUUAUAUGGGCAUGGUGGGAUUGGGAUAGUGUAUAGGUUGGGGGGGCUUUGGAUAGUGUACAGGGGGUUUGGUGAGAUUGGGAUCGUGUAUAGUCAGCUUGGUGGGAUUGGGAUGGUGUAUAGUCAGCUUGGUGGGUUUGGGAUGGUGUAUAGUCAGCUUGGUGGGUUUGGGAUCGUGUAUAGUCAGCUUGGUGGGUUUGGGAUGGUGUAUAGUCAGCUUGGUGGGUUUGGGAUGGUGUAUAGUCAGCUUGGUGGGUUUGGGAUGGUGUAUAGUCAGCUUGGUGGGUUUGGGAUCGUGUAUAGUCAGCUUGGUGGGUUUGGGAUCGUGUAUAGUCAGCUUGGUGGGUUUGGGAUCGUGUAUAGUCAGCUUGGUGGGUUUGGGAUGGUGUAUAGUCAGCUUGGUGGGUUUGGGAUCGUGUAUAGUCAGCUUGGUGGGAUUGGGAUGGUGUAUAGUCAGCUUGGUGGGUUUGGGAUGGUGUAUAGUCAGCUUGGUGGGUUUGGGAUGGUGUGUAUACCUUUUACAGUCCACCACAUGGUGCAUAUUUUGUCCACAGUUUGUAAAUAUGUGGCAGUGGAGCUCAAGUCCUCUUUUCAUGAGACAUCUCGGAAGAGAGAGGUGAUUGAAACUCGCUAUGGAUUCCUCGAAGAGGACAAAAAGAAAAAGAAGAUUAGAUACACCAAUUCGUGAGUUGUAGGAGAAAUUAAAUCUGUGUUGUGUACUUGGACCUCCUUUCCUGUUGUUCACUAUUCAUCACCUGCCAGCUUCUGUGGCCUUUUAGCCAUUCAUAUAGUCAGUAGGUCUAUCACCGGGCCAGAUUCACCCACUGUGCCUGUUGACAGCUGCCUUGCAAAUUGAAAAAAUAAUUGCAAUCUCUCCCAUAUUGAUAUUUAUUCUUACUGGAUUAUUGUGACCUACGAUAUGAAGGUCUGCUGUAAUCUCACGUGAGCUCCUGUUUUUGGAAUAGAUACCUGUAUGUUCUCUGUAAGUGACCGUGUGUUGUUCCCAGGGACAUUCGGCUGAUUGAAGUCACGGAGGGCCUUUGUCAAAGGCUCCUGGAAUACAAUUUGCAUAAAGAACGCAGUGGCAGCAAUCGAUUUGCUAAGGUGUGCGAUUUAUAGUGACCUUUACAUAGUACUAAUUCACCACAUAUACAGACCUCUGUACGGUAAUUCACCACAUAUACAGACCUCUGUACGGUAACUCACCACAUACCGUAUCUCGCGAAAAUGAUUACACCCCUCACAUUUUGUAAAUAUUUUAUAUCUUUUUUUAAUGUGACAACACUGAUAAAAUGACUCUGCUGCAAUGGAAAGUAGUGUACAGCCUGUAUAACAGGGUAAAUUUGCUGUCACCUCAAAAUAACUCAACACACAGCCAUUAAUGUCUAAACCGUUGGCAACAUAAGUGAGUAUGCCCCUAAGUGAAAAUGUCCAAAUUAGGCCCAAUCAGCCAUUUUCCCUCCCUGGUGUCAUGUGACUCAUUUGUGCUACAAGGUCUCAGGUGUGAAUGGGGAGCAGGUGUGUUAAAUUUCUUUAUCGCUCUCACACUCUCUCAUACUGGUCACUGGAAGUUCAACAUGGCACCUCAUGACAAAGAACUCUCUGAGGAUCUGAGAAAUAGAAUUGUUGCUCUACAUAAAGAUGGCCUAGUCUAUAAUAAGAUUGCUAAGACCUUGAAACUGAGCUGCACAGACCAUACAGCGGUUUCACAGGACAGGUUCCACUCAGAACAGGCCGUGCCAUGGUCAACCAAAGAAGUUGCUCAGCAUCAUAUUCUGAGGUUGUCUUUGGGAAAUAGAUGUAUGAGUGCAUUGCCGCAGAGGUUGAAGGGGUGGGGGGUCAGCCUGUCAGUGCUCAGACUAUACGACGCACACUGCAUCAAAUUGGUCUGCAUGGCUGUGGUCCCAGAAAGAAGCCUCUUCUAAAGAUGAUGCACAAAAAAGCCCGUAAACAGUUUGCUGAAGACAAGCAGACUAAGGACAUUGAAUACUGGAACCAUGUCCUGUGGUUCGAUGAGACCACGAUAAAAGUAUUUGGUUCAGAUGGUGUCAAGCGUGUUUGGCAGCAACCAGGUGAGGAGUACAAAGACAAGUGUGUCUUGCCUACAGUCAAGCAUGGUGGGAGUGUGAUGGUCUCGGCCUGCAUGAGUGCUGCUGGCACUAGGGAGCUACAGUUCAUUGAGGGAACCAUGAAUGCUAACAUGUACUGUGACAUACUGAAGCAGAGCAUGAUCCUCUUCCUUUGGAGACUGAGCCGCAGGGCAGUAUUCCAACAUGAUAACGACCCCAAACACACCUCCAAGACGACCACUGCCUUGGUAAAGGUGAUGGACUGGCCAAGCAUAUCUCCAAACCUAAACCCUAUCGAGCAUCUGUGGGGUAUCCUCAAACGGAAUGUGGAGGUGCCCAAGGUCUCUAACAUCCACCAGCUCCGUAAAGUCGUCAUGGAGGAGUGGAAGAGGACUCCCGUGGCAACCUGUGAAGCUCUUGUGAACUUCAUGCCCAUGAUGGUUAAGACAGUGCUGGAAAAUAAUGGUGGCCACACAAAAUAUUGACACUUUGGGCCCAAUUUGGACAUUUCCACUUAGGGAUCUACUCACUCUUGUUGCCAACAGUUUAGACGUUAAUGGCUGUGUGUUGAGUUAUUUUGAGGGGACAGCAAAUUUAAACUGUUAUACAGGCUGUACACUUACUACUUUACAUUGUAGCAGAGUGUCAUUUCUUCAGUGUUGUCACAUGAAAAGAUAUAAUAAAAUAAUUACAAAAUGUGAAGGGUGUACUCACUUUUGUGAGAUACUGUAUACAGACCUCUGUAGAUAGGUUACCACAUAUACAGACCUCGGUAUGGUAAUUCACCACAUAUACAGACCUCGGUAUGGUAAUUCACCACAUAUACAGACCUCUGUACGGUAACUCACUACAUAUACAGACCUCUGUACGGUAACUCACUACAUAUACAGACCUCUGUACGGUAACUCACUACAUAUACAGACCUCUGUACGGUGAUUCACUAGAUAUACAGACCUUUGUACGGUAACUCACUACAUAUACAGACCUCUGUACGGUAACUCACCAUGUACAUGUAAAUAUGUAAAUUGUCACCUUGCCUCUUAUAAGCGUUUAUAUUAUCACAGGGGAUGUCCGAGACCUUCCAGACUCUCCACCACCUUGUCCAUAAAGGAGUAAAGGUGGUGAUGGAUAUUCCGUAUGAUUUGUGGAAUGAAACUUCUGCGGAGGUUGCUGAUAUGAAGAAACAGGUACAAGGAUAUCAGGGCAUCAAUCUGCUAUAAAAUGUCUGAGGAGGGGGUAAAUUAACUGUGAUUUGAAGGCUUGUUUCAACGAGGGGUGGGGGUGUAAUGAUAUAUGGGACAGUGAGGAGCACAGGGGCUAAAUAGAGCGUGCACUUCGUUACUAGGAGUGUUCUCGGUCUACAGUUGCUGUCUUUCACAGACUCACUUAUUUAUUGCUGUCCCACACUCACGUGCCAUUCUCUCUGAGUAUCUGUUGUUUUACUUAUUGACCGCCUCAUCUCAUUCUCACUCACUCAUCCAUUCCCACAGCCUAUAGUUCUUCUUCUCAGUUCCUCUUGUUCGCCUCUUAUUCUGGUGCCUACCCUGCCACAGUCUCUCAUUCCCUGAUGCCUAUCUUGCCACGGUUCCUGAUUCCUUGGGGUUCUGCCUGCCACGGUCCCUGAUUCCCCAGGGCUCUGCCUCCCACAGUCCCUAAUUCCAUGGGGUCCUGCCUCCCACGGUCCUUGGGGCCCUGCCUGCCAAGAUCCAUGAUUCCCUGGGGCUUACCCUGCCACUGUCCCUCAUUCUUUAGUGCCCACCCUGCCACUGUCCCUGCUUCACUGGUGCCCACCCUGCCACUGUCCCUGCUUCACUGGUGCUCACCCUCCCACGGUCUCUCAUUCCCUGGUGCUCACCCUCCCACGGGGUCUCAUUCCCUGGUGCUCACCCUCCCACGGUCUCUCAUUCCCUGGUGCUCACCCUCCCACGGUCUCUCAUUCCCUGGUGCUCACCCUCCCACGGUCUCUCAUUCCCUGGUGCUCACCCUCGCACAGUCUCUCAUUCCCUGGUGCUCACCCUCGCACGGUCUCUCAUUCCCUGGUGCUCACCCUCGCACGGUCUCUGUCUAUUGGUUUUCUCUGUUGAUAAUCUAAGUUUUCAGUUCUUUCUUCCUUUCCUCAUUCUUUUACUUCCCUGUCUCAUGUUUAAAUAACCUGCCUCUCUGCCCUGUACAGUGCGAAUUAUUGAUGGAGGAAUAUGAAGAGGUCAUUGAGGACUGGUACCGUAAUCACCAAGAAGAGGAUAUUACAGAUUUUCUAUGUGCCAGACAUGUACUGAAAGGCCAAGAUAAGAGUAAGUGUUAAACACACAGUAUAUAUGGAAUCUACCAGUCCUGCUUCUAUACAUCUAUAGAUUUAUAUAGUGUAUAAACAGAGCGAUCUCUGCUUCUAUCUAUCUAUGGAUUUAUAUAAUGUAUAAACAGAGCGAGCCCUGCUUCUAUCUAUCUAUGGAUUUAUAUAGUGUAUAAACAGAGCGAGCCCUGCUUCUAUCUAUGGAUUUAUAUAGUGUAUAAACAGAGUGAGCCCUGCUUCCUUCUAUCUAUGGAUUUAUAUAGUGUAUAAACAGAGCGAGCCCUGCUUCUAUCUAUCUAUGGAUUUAUAUAGUGUAUAAACAGAGUGAGCCCUGCUUCUAUCUAUCAAUGGAUUUAUAUAGUGUAUAAACAGAGCGAGUCCUGCUUCUAUCUAUCUAUCUAUGGAUUUAUAUAGUGUAUAAACAGAGCGAGCCCUGCUUCUAUCUAUCUAUCUAUCUAUCUAUGGAUUUAUAUAGUGUAUAAACAGGGCGAGUCCUGCUUCUAUCUAUCUAUGGAUUUAUAUAGUGUAUAAACAGAGCGAGCCCUGCUUCUAUCUAUCUAUGGAUUUAUAUAGUGUAUAAACAGAGCGAGCCCUGCUUCUAUCUAUCUAUGGAUUUAUAUAGUGUAUAAACAGAGCGAACCCUGCUUCUAUCUAUCUAUGGAUUUAUAUAGUGUAUAAACAGGGCGAGCCCUGCUUCUAUCUAUCUAUGGAUUUAUAUAGUGUAUAAACAGAGCGAGCCCUGCUUCUAUCUAUGGAUUUAUAUAGUGUAUAAACAGAGCGAGCCCUGCUAUCUAUCUAUGGAUUUGUAUAGUGUAUAAACAGUGCGAGUCCUGCUUCUAUCUAUCUAUGGAUUUAUAUAGUGUAUAAACAGAGCGAGCCCUGCUUCUAUCUAUCUAUGGAUUUAUAUAGUGUAUAAACAGAGCGAGCCCUGCUUCUAUCUAUCUGUGGAUUUAUAUAGUGUAUAAACAGAGCGAGCCCUGCUUCUAUCUAUCUAUGGAUUUAUAUAGUGUAUAAACAGAGCGAGCCCUGCUUCUAUCUAUCUAUGGAUUUAUAUAGUGUAUAAACAGAGCGAGCCCUGCUUCUAUCUAUCUAUGGAUUUAUAUAGUGUAUAAACAGAGCAAGCCCAGCUUCUAUCUAUCUAUGGAUUUAUAUAGUGUAUAAACAGAGCAAGCCCUGCUUCUAUCAAUCUUUGGAUUUAUAUAGUGUAUAAACAGAGCGAGCCCUGCUUCCAUCUAUCUAUGGAUUUAUAUAGUGUAUAAACAGAGCGAGCCCUGCUUCUAUACAUCUAUAGAUUUAUAUAGUGUAUAAACAGAGCGAUCUCUGCUUCUAUCUAUCUAUGGAUUUAUAUAGUGUAUAAACAGAGCGAGCCCUGCUUCUAUCUAUCUAUGGAUUUAUAUAGUGUAUAAACAGAGCGAGUCCUGCUUCUAUCAAUCUAUGGAUUUAUAUAGUGUAUAAACAGAGCGAGCCCUGCUUCUAUCUAUCUAUAGAUUUAUAUAGUGUAUAAACAGAGCGAGCCCUGCUUCUAUCUGUCUAUGGAUUUAUAUAGUGUAUAAACAGAGCGAGCCCUGCUUCUAUCUAUGGAUUUAUAUAGUGUAUAAACAGAGCGAUCUCUGCUUCUAUCUAUGAAUUUAUAUAGUGUAUAAACAGAGCGAACCCUGCUUCUAUCUAUCUAUGGAUUUAUAUAGUGUAUAAACAGAGCGAGCCCUGCUUCUAUCUAUCUAUGGAUUUAUAUAGUGUAUAAACAGAGCGAGCCCUGCUUCUAUCUAUCUAUGGAUUUUAUAUAGUGUAUAAACAGAGCGAGCCCUGCUUCUAUCUAUCUAUGGAUUUAUAUAGUGUAUAAACAGAGCGAGCCCUGCUUCUAUCUAUCUAUAGAUUUAUAUAGUGUAUAAACAGAGCGAGCCCUGCUUCUAUCUGUCUAUGGAUUUAUAUAGUGUAUAAACAGAGCGAGCCCUGCUUCUAUCUAUGGAUUUAUAUAGUGUAUAAACAGAGCGAUCUCUGCUUCUAUCUAUGAAUUUAUAUAGUGUAUAAACAGAGCGAACCCUGCUUCUAUCUAUCUAUGGAUUUAUAUAGUGUAUAAACAGAGCGAGCCCUGCUUCUAUCUAUCUAUGGAUUUAUAUAGUGUGUAAACAGAGUGAGCCCUGCUUCUAUCUAUCUAUGGAUUUAUAUAGUGUGUAAACAGAGUGAGCCCUGCUUCUAUCUAUCUAUGGAUUUAUAUAGUGUAUAAACAGAGCGAGCCCUGCUUCUAUCUAUCUAUGGAUUUAUAUAGUGUAUAAACAGAGCAAGCCCUGCUUCUAUCUAUCUAUGGAUUUAUAUAGUGUAUAAACAGAGCGAGUCCUGCUUCUAUCUAUGAAUUUAUAUAGUGUAUAAACAGAGUGAGCCCUGCUUAUAUCUAUCUAUGGCUUUAUAUAGUGUAUAAACAGAGCGAGCCCUGCUUCUAUCUAUCUAUGGAUUUAUAUAAUGUAUAAACAGAGCGAGCCCUGCUUCUAUCUAUCUAUGGAUUUAUAUAGUGUAUAAACAGAGCGAGCCCUGCUUCUAUCUAUCUAUGGAUUUAUAUAGUGUAUAAACAGAGCGAGCCCUGCUUCUAUCUAUCUAUGGAUUUAUAUAGUGUAUAGACAGAGCGAGCCCUGCUUCUGUCUAUCUAUGGAUUUAUAUAGUGUGUAAACAGAGCGAGCCCUGCUUCUAUCUAUGGAUUUAUAUAGUGUAUAAACAGAGCGAGCCCUGCUGCUAUCUAUCUAUGGAUUUAUAUAGUGUAUAAACAGAGCGAGCCGUGCUUCUAUCUAUCUAUGUAUUUAUAUAGUGUAUAAACAUAGCGAGCCCUGCUUCUAUCUAUGGAUUUAUAUAGUGUAUAAACAGAACGAGCCGUGCUUCUAUCUAUCUAUGGAUUUAUAUAGUGUAUAAACAGAGCGAGCCCUGCUUCUAUCUAUGGAUUUAUAUAGUGUAUAAACAGAGCAAGCCCUGCUUCUUUCUAUCUAUGGAUUUAUAUAGUGUAUAAACAGAGCGAGCCCUGCUUCUUUCUAUCUAUGGAUUUAUAUAGUGUAUAAACAGAGCGCGUCCUGCUUCUAUCUAUCUAUGGAUUUAUAUAGUGUAUAAACAGAGCGAGCCCUGUUUCUAUCUAUCUAGCACAGAACGAACCGUGCUUCUAUCUAUCUAUGGAAGCCCUGAUUCUAUCUAUCUAAGGAUUUAUAUAGUGUAUAAACAGAGCGAGCCUUGCUUCUAUCUAUCUAUGGAUUUAUAUAGUGUAUAAACAUAGCGAGCCCUGCUUCUAUCUAUGGAUUUAUAUAGUGUAUAAACAGAACGAGCCGUGCUUCUAUCUAUCUAUGGAUUUAUAUAGUGUAUAAACAGAGCGAGCCGUGCUUCUAUCUAUCUAUGGAUUUAUAUAGUGUAUAAACAGAACGAGCCGUGCUUCUAUCUAUCUAUGGAUUUAUAUAGUGUAUAAACAGAGCGAGCCCUGCUUCUAUCUAUGGAUUUAUAUAGUGUAUAAACAGAGCGAGCCCUGCUUCUAUCUAUCUAUGGAUUUAUAUAGUGUAUAAACAGAAUGAGCCCUGCUUCUAUCUAUCUAGCACAGAAACGCAGCCAGUGUUUCUAUCUAACACUCAUGGAAGCCCUGCUUCUAUCUAUCUAAUGAUUUAUAUAGUGUAUGUUCGUAGAGUAGCCCUGCUUCUAUUCCAUCUAUGAUUUAUAUAGUGUAUAAAACAGAGCGCAGCCCUGCUUCUUUCUAUCUAUGGAUUUUUUAUAGUAUAAAACAGAGUAGCCCUUUCCUCUUUCUAUCUAUGGAUUUAUAUAGUGUAUAAACAGAGCUGCAGCCCUGCUUUUCUAUCUAUGGAUUUAUAUAUAGUGUAUAAACAGAGAGCUGUUCUCUUUCUAUCUAUGAUUUAUAUGUAUAAAACAGAAUGAGCCGUGUUUCUAUCUAUCUAUGUAUUAUAUAGUGUAUAAACAUAGCAGCUCCCGCUUCUAUCUAUGGAUAUAUAUAUAGUGUAUAAACAGAGCGAGCCCUGCUUCUAUCCAUCUAUGGAUUUAUAUAGUGUAUAAACAGAGUGAGUCCUGCUUCUAUCUAUGGAUUUAUAUAGUGUAUAAACAGAGCGAGCCCUGCUUCUAUCUAUCUAUGGAUUUAUAUAGUGUAUAAACAGAAUGAGCCCUGCUUCUAUCUAUCUAUGGAUUGAUAUAGUGUAUAAACAGAGCGAGCCCUGCUUCUAUCUAUCUAUGGAUUUAUAUAGUGUAUAAACAGAAUGAGCCGUGCUUCUAUCUAUCUAUGUAUUUAUAUAGUGUAUAAACAUAGCGAGCCCUGCUUCUAUCUAUGGAUUUAUAUAGUGUAUAAACAGAGCAAGCCCUGCUUCUAUCUAUCUAUGGAUUUAUAUAGUGUAUAAACAGAGCGAGCCCUGCUUCUAUCUAUCUAUGGAUUUAUAUAGUGUAUAAACAGAGCGAGCCCUGCUUCUAUCUAUCUAUGGAUUUAUAUAGUGUAUAAACAGAGCGAGCCCUGCUUCUAUGUAUGGAUUUAUAUAGUGUAUAAACAGAGCGAGCCCUGCUUCUAUCUAUGGAUUUAUAUAUAGUGUAUAAACAGAGCGAGCCCUGCUUCUAUCUAUCUAUGGAUUUAUAUAGUGUAUAAACAGAGCGAGCCCUGCUUCUAUCUAUGGAUUUAUAUAGUGAAUAAACAGAGCGAGCCCUGCCUCUAUCUAUCUAUGGAUAUAUAUAGUGUAUAAACAGAGCGAGCCCUGCUUCUAUCUAUCUAUGGAUUUAUAUAGUGUAUAAACAGAGCGAGCCCUGCUUCUAUCUAUCUAUGGAUUUAUAUAGUGUAUAAACAGAGCGAGCCCUGCUUCUAUGUAUGGAUUUAUAUAGUGUUUAAACAGAGCGUGCCCUGCUUCUGUCUAUCUAUGGAUUUAUAUAGUGUAUAAACACAGCGAGCCCUGCUUCUAUCUAUGGAUUUAUAUAGUGUAUAAACAGAGCGAGCCCUGCUUCUAUCUAUGGAUUUAUACAGUGUAUAAACAGAGCAAGCCCUGCUAUCUAUCUAUGGAUUUAUAUAGUGUAUAAACAGAGCGAGCCCUGCUUCUAUCUAUCUAUGGAUUUAUAAAGUGUAUAAACAGAGCGAGUCCUGCUUCUAUCUAUCUAUGGAUUUAUAUAGUGUAUAAACAGAGCGAGCCCUGCUUCUAUCUAUCUAUGGAUUUAUAUAGUGUGUAAACAGAGUGAGCCCUGCUUCUAUCUAUGGAUUUAUAUAGUGUAUAAACAGAGCGAGCCCUGCUAUCUAUCUAUGGAUUUAUAUAGUGUAUAAACAGAGCGAGCCCUGCUUCUAUCUACCUAUGGAUUUAUAUAGUGUAUAAACAGAGCGAGCCCUGCUUCUAUCUAUCUAUGGAUUUAUAUAGUGUAUAAACAGAGCGAGCCCUGCUUCUAUCUAUCUAUGUAUUUAUAUAGUGUAUAAACAGAGCGAGCCCUGCUUCUAUCUAUCUAUGGAUUUAUAUAGUGUAUAAACAGAGCGAGCCCUGCUUCUAUCUAUCUAUGGAUUUAUAUAGUGUAUAAACAGAGCGAGCCCUGCUUCUAUCUAUCUAUGGAUUUAUAUAGUGUAUAAAUAGAGCGAGCCCUGCUUGUAUCUAUCUAUGGAUUUAUAUAGUGUAUAAACAGAGCGAGCCCUGCUUCUAUCUAUCUAUGGAUUUAUAUAGUGUAUAAACAGAGCGAGCCCUGCUUCUAUCUAUCUAUGGAUUUAUAUAGUAUAUAAACACAGCGAGCCCUGCUUCUAUCUAUGGAUUUAUAUAGUGUAUAAACAGAGCGAGCCCUGCUUCUAUCUAUCUAUGGAUUUAUACAGUGUAUAAACAGAGCAAGCCCUGCUUCUAUCUAUCUAUGGAUUUAUAUAGUGUAUAAACAGAGCGAGCCCUGCUUCUAUCUAUCUAUGGAUUUAUAAAGUGUAUAAACAGAGCGAGUCCUGCUUCUAUCUAUCUAUUGAUUUAUAUAGUGUAUAAACAGAGCGAGCCCUGCUUCUAUCUAUCUAUGGAUUUAUAUAGUGUAUAAACAGAGCGAGCCCUGCUUCUAUCUAUCUAUGGAUUUAUAUAGUGUAUAAACAGAGCGAGCCCUGCUUCUAUCUAUCUAUGGAUUUAUAUAGUGUAUAAACAGAGCCAGCCCUGCUUCUAUCUAUCUAUGGAUUUAUAUAGUGUAUAAACAGAGCGAGCCCUGCUUCUAUCUAUCUAUGGAUUUAUAUAGUGUAUAAACAGAGCGAGCCCUGCUUCUUUCUAUCUAUGGAUUUAUAUAGUGUAUAAACAGAGCGAGCCCUGCUUCUAUCUAUCUAUGGAUUUAUAUAGUGUAUAAGCCCACUUUACCAAAACUCCUUCAUUAAGAUAAAGUUCUUUUGAUGUCUAUAGUGUCCCUUUAAGAUACAAAUGAAAAUGACUUAUUUAAAAGAACACUCAAAGCAGCAUAACUAGAGCUAUUGUAGUUGUUAUGGUGUGUGGAGUGUUCCUUUAAUUCCUCUCGUUACUGGAAGCUCCUAAGCGAAGCCUUUGUGUCUAGGGCGGGCUCAUUGGCGGAGACUGUCGGUUUGGCUCUUUUAACCAAUGAGCCGCCCUACACACAAAAGCUUUUGCAGCUCUCUAAUCUCUUAGAACCCUGUCCUGUUACAAGCAAUGUGUUUGUUUCAUACCUCCUACCUGUUAUGGAUUUGGUGGCUCCUUUCUGAAUUGUGAUGACACCACAGUCAGUAAUGUCUGUGAAUUGAUAGGUUUCACAGGUCCGAUACUGCCGCUAUACCUAGUUCUGAGGUUAUUAACGGAGACAUUGACACAAUGGCAGGGUGAGGAUUGUCAGGAAUUCCAAAUUUUAGGCCAAAAUACCUUUUCUGAGUACAAAGCAGAGAUUGACAAUUUCUCUCAUUUUUAGCUGUUUUUGUUCUAUAAUUUUAAAUUAACUGGAAUUGAAUUCCCAGUGUUUCACACUUUUGACAUAAUUUUAUAUUAUAUAUCAUUUGUAAAUUCCUGCCGUUUUAGAUGAAUUCUUGAGAUUGUUUCCUCAGCUUCCAAAACAGCAAAUGUCCUUACUGCUGCUUUGGAAUUCCCACAAUGUACCUCGCUUUCCAUGUUCUAAUCAUAGUGCAGAUUUGGAAUUCCCAUGAUGUCUCUCGCAUUCCGUGUUCUGUCCUUACUGCUGCUUUGGAAUUCCCACGAUGUCUCUCACGUUCUGUGUUCUGUCCUUACUGCUGCUUUGGAAUUACUUGGGAUUCCCACGGUGUCUCUCACACUCAGUGUUCUGUCCUUACUGCUGCUUUUGAAUUCCCACGAUGUCCCUCGCUUUCCGUGUUCUAAUCGUAGUGCUGAUUUGGAAUUCCCAUGAUGUCUCUCACGUUCUGUGUUCUGUGUUCUGUCCUUACUGCUGCUUUGAAAUUCCCACAAUGUGCCUCGCGUUCUGUGUUCUGUCCUUAUUGUUGCUUUUGAAUUUCCACGGUGUCUCUCACACUCCAUGUUCUGUCCUUACUGCUGCUUUGGAAUUCCCACGAUGUCCCUCGCUUUCCGUGUUCUAAUCGUACUGCUGCUUUGGAAUUCCCAUGAUGUCUCUCGCAUUCCGUGUUCUGUCCUUACUGCUGCUUUGGAAUUCCCAUGAUGUCUCUCACGUUUCGUGUUCUGUCCUUACUGCUGCUUUGAAAUUCCCACAAUGUGCCUCGUGUUCUGGGUUCUGUCCUUAUUGUUGCUUUGGAAUUCCCUCGAUGUCCCUCGCGUUCCAUGUUUAGGAACUGCUACACCAAUGCACAUUUUAAUUUCUAGUUAUGUGAUCAGAUUUUAAUCGUAUCCAUGCCGCCCUUCCUUUAAUCUCACAAACAAAUUGUCAGCUUCAGUUUUUCAGUCUUUGUUGUAAAAUGAAGAGGAAUUUGUAUAUCUGAAAUUACAGGUUAUCAACAUAUCUUUCUGUAACUACACAAAAACUUGCUAGCCCUUCCAGAGUGUGCAGUGUGCACGAAUAUAAAGUAGUGAUUUUUGUUAACAACCAAUCAGAAAAAAGUUAGGUACUCUAAAACUCCCCUCCCCAUGCAUCAUUUCCUCUUUCAAGCUGCGACAAAACAGAACAAAAGGCAAAAAAUAUAAUGGGGAAGAAACAAAGUCCUAGAAACAAUGAAUACAACAAUGUCCACCAUCCGAGGGGAACUGCCAAACCAGAUAGCGUUGAUGGACUGUAAACUGAAACAAGAAAAAACAGAAUCGAACAGGCUGGUUAGCCAAUGAAAUGUACUCUGAACAAACAUGUAGGUACCCAAUGUAGCAACCAAAUAUACCCUAAUAUGUCGAUAUCCCAACCCUGCUUGUGAAAAAUUAGACAUUAAACAAGUGGCAUACGUACCUGAUAAACCCAAACUAUUAAAAUUAAACAAGGGAGGGAUAAAAAUGGGCGGGAAAUACUCUCGUCCUGUCAUUAACAAAAUUAAAAUUAUAGGUACACUAAAGCUAGCAUAAUCUACAAUUUUAUAAGAUGACAGGAGGCUUCGUAUUUGCUGUUUUAACGCUCAGUCAACAAAUCCAAUGCUGUUUGUUUCGCUGGUUCCUAUUCCGGGAGAUAACUAGAGCAAUCCCCAAUAGACCCUCCAACUGUGAGAAGUUACAGUAGACGUAUCAAUGAAGAUGCUAGCUGUCGAUGUACUCCAAAUACGGGAAAAACUCCAUCCGCUGUUAGAUCCACUGUAUGUGGGGUUACGACCUGUUUCCUAGCAGACGUCCAUGAACUGCAAAGCUGACCUAUUAACCAUUUCCCUGUAAUUGUAAAACACAGAGGGUGUAAGGAAACAAAGUAUAUUUAAACCUCCUUUGGUAGUUUCCUCCCGAACCGCCAGAGCCUUAGUGAUUAUAGCCCUCUGUUCGGUAGUUAGGGUAGACGAAUCCUAUAGCAAUUACAAUAGUCUCACCAGAUAAUUCCCUCCGUGAAACACACGAAUCUCCAAACAUCAGCCGAAGUCAAGAUGAAGGGUACAAAAUGAACUGUCCUUUAAUGGGUGCACACAGCUUUUAUGCAAGUCCCCAAGCAAGGGGACAGCCCUCACGGAGGGACAAACAGUAACCAAUCACAAACGGUAAAAUGUUAACAUACACGCACAAUUCCCUCCCCUAGCCCAUGAGAUAAUUUAGUCUGAUAAAAUAGUAACUUAAUUAUCUCCGGGCUGAAAAAUCACUUUUUCCCCAACUUUCAGAACAUACUGGAGUUAUCCCCAUAAAUUAUGUGUCCCCUGAUAGCCCUGAUCUGGGUGACCAACAUAUUCGAAUUUCACCCAGAUCGGUUCAGGGGUUCGCAAAUUUUAUGGAAGUCUUGUGUGACCGGCUAACCCUGGGCUGCAUGCCCAAAACAGUUCCACGAAUUUGGUGGGUUUUGCCGGUCACUUUCGAAAAAACAUAAAAACGAAUAAAAAUACCAAAUGGAUCCCUCUGGCUCCUAGCAGCGUUCGUGCCCCUCUGUCGCAUGCACCAAAGUACCGAAUAGCGCUCUUCUAGCUAUUCGGUAAAUAGAGUUCCAGCGUUCGUCUGUUUGGGACCGUUGUUAGGGAAGUCUAGUGUCCGCAAAACAGUUCCAUGCAUUUGACGACCAGGUGUCGCUGCCUUUGUUCACAUGAACAAAGAUGGCCGCGGUUUUCUCUGCCACGUGGUGUUCGACUAACGAACGCUGGCCGCACAGACAGAGGUAGCAAGUUCACCUAAACCUUUGAUGUUUAAUGAGCCAGAGGGUGGUCCUUGUUCGGUAGUUCCAUCUACCGAAUGAAAUAGGCAGCAAUAGAUAAUAGUACAUCACAUAGGGAACGGGGGGGGGCGGUUUCUUCACAGAGGGUCAUCCGUGGAUUUAGGAACGCGAGAAAAACUGCCACCAGGUAGUGCUGUAAAUUCCUGCCGUUUUAGAUGAACUCUUGAGAUUGUUUCCUCAGCUUCUAAAACAGCAAAUGUCCUUACUGCUGCUUUGUAAUUCCCAAGAUGUCCCUCGCGUUCCGUGUUCUGUCCUUACUGUUGCUUUGGAAUUCCCACAAUAUCUCUCACGUUCCGUGUUCUCCUGUCGUUAGUGAAGGGACUUUACGUCUUACCUGCGUAUCUGAGAACGCUAUGAGUUUGUGGGACUCCAGGCUAUUCCUAUAGCUCGGUUCUAGAAUUCACAUUCCUGGGUCCCUUGACCUACAGGGACCUAAGGUCUCACUAUAUUAUACCUUAUCUUGAAGGUGGCGUGCUGACCAAGAGUACCUCCACGAACUUUGACAGGUCGGGCAUGGAACGGGAUCGUACAGACGAUUAAUAAGAUUAUUCACUCUCCCCCUAAUCAGUCGCCAGUCUCACGGACGGAAGUCCUGCUCCAACAUGGUCGUUUCAUUUUUUCGGCAGCCGGCAUACACUUCGUACCGUUUUCGAAGCCCUUGCGGUCCACCACGCGAAUACAGCAGGGAGGACAAGUGUUCGUCUAUGCAGGACCCCAUUACCCUUGGAUCCGGACUACCUGUCACUCCCCGAUGAAGAUAUAUUUGGAUGGAAAUCUCCUCUAGUUUCGUUGCCCUCUUUUGGUUAUAUCCAGGAUUUACAGUUCCCCAGAGUAGUCGAUCACCAUUUUGCUACGCUAGUUCAGUGUUGGGACUCUGAUUGGACGUCUCUUGGGAGUACCUUAUUCUAACACAGUUGCAGGUUACGCAGUCCAUUUGGAGUACUGGAAACACUCUUCCCGGCUUAAUAGGUUAAUUCUCGGACGAGACCACUCACCAGUUAGGUCAUGAGGGAACGAUAAGACUAUUCGGUUCGGUUACGGAAUUGGUGGUAGACUCAGACGCAUUACCUGAGGUUUGAAUUUUGUCUACAAGGCCACAUCACCUGGUGAUUCCGGCACGAUUGAAGAAGCCAUCUUCCACAUCAAAGGUCUGUUUUGGAAGCUGAGGAAACAAUUUGCUAGUAAUUCCAAAGCAGCAGUAAGGACAGAACAUUAGCGACAUCAUGGGAAUUCCAAAGCAGCACUAAGGAACAUGGAAUGUGAGAGACAUCGUGGUCACGUAUCUCCAUGAGUAGGCCCUAGGCCAAGGGACCGAGGAAUAUGAAUUCGAGAACAGAGUUAUAGGAAUAGCCUGGAGUCCUACAAACUCAUAGUGUUGUCAGAUACGCAGGUAAGACGUAAAGUCCCUUCACUAACGAGAGGAGAACACGGAACGUGAGAGACAUUGUGGGAAUUCCAAAGCAGCAGUAAGGACAGAACACGGAACGCGAGGGACAUCGUGGGAAUUCCAAAGCAGCAGUAAGGAAAGAACACGGAACGCAACAGGAAACGCCAGAGAACAGAUAUAGCAAACAAACAAGGUCCUAGCUUCAACCAUCCGAAGCAGGGGCCGACCAGUUUGGGAACGUCAGCAGUCAUAUGCGAGCCUGCUACAGAUCCUGAGCAUUACUCCAGCUGUAGGUUGCAUUCUGACUUUGACGUCUGUGUAGGAGUCAGGGUAAACAGGGUGCUCCCCCCCCCCAUAGAGUUCAAGCAGGCCUCCUUGACGGUAGUUGAAUAGGUGGGUUAGCGGAAACCCACAACCAAGAAGGUUCCCGUGAGGGAUUAAAGCAUAGAAGAGGGUCCUCCAUAACCGAAUCAUGUUCUCAGAGGAGCAGAGUUAGUCCUGUCAUCUAUCCCAAGAUUGUUAGCAACCAGGGAACCCAAAGUCAACCGAAGAUUCCGUUCUUUGCAUGUGAUCUAUGCGUACGGUGUACCUGCAGCCCGGGUUGUGGGCCUUCCCCAGUCUUGUCACGCGGGUAAGGCAGUGCACGUUUUCUCUAUGAAGGCCUCAGGAUCUCAUGUCACCUUGACAUGGGUAAAAACAGUCAGAACCGUUUGUACGCAAUGGUCUGUAUAACCUAGCCAGAGUGAGAUUGUUUGUUUGAUAUAAUGUAGAUCAUAUUAAAACCUGCACUCUUGUAAUAACUUAGGCACCUCCGUUAGCCAUACCGUCUCCAGGAGUACAUCCAAUAGAUAGGUAUAGGGUCACCAAUAUAAUGGGUCGAUCCUGGGAGCUGUACCUAAGAUGGUCAGUUCAAACAGCCCCUAUACUGUCCCAUAAAGUCUCAGGGCAGCAUGUAAAAUAAGGUGCGGAAACUCCCCCAGUAAUAUCUCAGUGAGUAUUUCUCGCGUGAGAUACAGUGGUACACUGAGAACAGUCUCCUGUAUCCAUCUCAGUAUCGGACUGAGGUUGGAGGAGGGCCACGCCCUCUAAUAACGAAUCAGUGUCCGGUUCAGUAUAUGAGGGGCUCGUUCUCUACUCGUGUAAAUAAAUAUCAGUCUUGGGCCGAGGUGAUGGAGGGCCGCACCCUCUUGCAAUUCAAACUAGAGUCCAUAUCAGGCUCAGGGUGACCAACUGCGGGGUUCACCAUAUAAAAAUACCAGCGUAGGACUGAAGUCCUGAGGGGGGGUCCCUCUCUGACCACGAGACCUCUUCUCUGAAUCACUUACCUGAGAGGUCGGAUCAACUGGUAAUAAACUAGACCGAUGGUAGACGGAGUAGUGUAUGACCUCGGGCCGUGCCCAUCUUUAAUAACAGAAAGGGAUGUUGAAAGAAAGCAAACUCUGGAAUAAUGAUGGAAUCUACCAACGGACCGCCUGGAUCCUGUGCGCGCGAUCCAGGAUGACCGUCGGUAGCCUGAGGAAAGCUGGAGACGUUCUCUGUGAUCCACGAGAGCCCGGGAGGUCGGAGGAGGUCAAGUCAGGCCUAUUGACGACCUGAGCGAUAGGAGAAUUGAAAGGCACGAAAACAAAGAAAUGACAAUUAAUGUAGAUAAAGGUAAAUACGUACCUCGGAGAGAAGCUAAAUGGCAGACCGGAAAAGCAAGUCAAGUAAACCCAACUGAAAGGGCCAGGAGCUAAACAUGACGCAGGAAUAACUACCAAUACCUAAGAUGGAUACCGGAAAGGCAGCUAAAGGGAUAGUUGCUAAAGACAAGGAAACUCCGUGCUCCCCUGUUGGUGUCGGAGUACUGGUCCCUGCAUGUGUGAAGUUCUCCUUGGAGAUGUGCCGUCGCCGCGCUGGCGUAAACCAUGGUUGCGUGCCUGGGGAUCUUUGUAACGGAACUCCCCGUACUCCGGCUGAGUACCUUCUGUUGAUGGAUAUAUACAACUUUUAUAUACAACUUUCCCAGCAAGGUGGGAGACCUUGUGGGGCACUGGAACUGUAAAUUUAACAACCAAUAAAACAUACUUUUGCCAUUUUUGUUACUUUGUGAGUUUACAUGCAAUAUCAAUAAUGCAAUAUCAAUUUUUAUAACCAGCAUAAUUUGGGGACAAACAUAUCCAAAAUUCACUUAAAUCGGUUAAGUGGUUCAGGAGAUGGGUGGAAGUCAUAUUCUGACCGAGGAGGGACAAAGCAGCUAGUUCCAACUGGUUUGGCAGUGUCCCUGGGACAACGCCCUGCUGGAGAACAAUGGGACAGGGGGAGGGGAAGAGGCACACCUUCCCAUGGAUUCAAAGGGGCAGAAAAAGUUUCAAUAUGUCCAUACACUGUUUUUAAAGGGCCAGCACUUGUCCAAAUAAAAGUCCAUAAGACCUAUAGUGUUUUUAAAGGGCCACACACCCCCGGGCCAUAGUUGCAGGGCAGGAGGCUGGCAAGCAAGCCUCUCCAGGACCAAGUGGGAAGAGCACUUCGUCACACAUCUCCCCUUUGGGAGGGAUACUAACCAGGCACUUGACCUUCUGUCGGUCAGUGCCUAAGUUAGUCGAUCCACCCACCCACCCACCCACAAAAAACAAGUGCCAGAGUAGUCCACCCACAACAAACAGUUACAAGAGCAGCCCACCAACAACAAACCGUUACUGCACCUGGGUAUUCCUCUGAGGUAACGUGGCAACACGCUGUGGGUGCUUGGGGGGCAGAGGCCAGCUGCCCUCUGCCCCGAUGCCAGCGCUUCUGCUGGGGUAGCCUGGUGGGGACUUGGCUGAGGAGGGAAGACAUCACUUACCCCCUCCUCCUGGUAUUCCUGCGAUGGUAGCUGCAGAGGGAGACCGACUGUCUCCACUCCCAUACCAUUGUUCUGCUGCUGGGGAGAGAGACUCUGCUCCCUGUGGGACACACUGCUGCUGGGGGGGGGAGGACGACACCUACGGCCCCCUGGGAUGCAUACUGCUGCUGGGGCGGGAGAUUGCUCGUCUCCACUCCCAAUCCAAUACUCUGCCGCUGGAGAGGGAGACCGAUUGUCUCCGCUCCCUGUAGUGCACACUGCCGCUGGGGAGAGAGGCCGGCUGCCUCCUCUCCCUGUAGAACACACUGCUGCUGGGGAGAAAGACCGGUUAUCUCCUCUCACUGAAACUCACCCUGCCACUGGGGAGUGAGGCUGAUUGCCUCCACUCCCUGUAGAACACACUGCUGCUGUGGAGAAAGACUGGUUGUCUCCUCUCCCUGAAGGACACGCUGUUGCUGGGGCGCAGGGAUGGAAUACUUUGCCAUCUCUGCCCGCCAUUCUGCCUCCUCCUGCAGCUCCUCGGACAGUUCUCUCUUCGUUUUCUGUACACGUUCCUCCUUUGGGUUGGGUCCAUAGAAAGCCAACCGCUCCAUGCUUGCUUGGUGUUCCCAGGAUGCUGCUGCUCCUUGCACUAGGAAAGCCAUCCCACCGCUGCCACCACUGUAACGGAACUCCCCGUACUCCGACUGAGUACCUUCCAUUGAUGGACGCUUCCUAGCUUGCGCCGAGGACCACAAGCACUGCACCAGACACCACAACCACCGCAGACUCCACAACCGCCAUAGCUUAACUGGAGUCUCGCCGUCUUCUGUCCACCCUGGAUCAGCUUCUGUCCUCCAGGACCGUGUGGGAUAGACCUCUCCUGCAGGAGAGCGUAUCAGGAACAAGCUCUUAAAAGUGCUAAGUGAUUAAAGCUCAGGGGAGUAUGCAGAGCAUAGCAAUCCCCAGUGUGAGUAUAGCUGUCCCCUCCUAUCAUGAGACAAGACUACGUGGUGAGGGUCAAGAAAAACUGACUCCAAUGAGCCUUUAUUCCUGCUUAUAUAAAACUUUCCCAGCAAAGUUACCACCCACGUGGACCUUGUGGGGCACUGGAACUGUAAAUUUAACAACCAAUAAAAUAAAGGCACAUGGAUAAGCACACCCACUUUUUACAAUGAGAAUCCUCCCCUCUGCUUGGGCAAUAAUUGAGUUAAUUACUGUAUCAUCUCAAUUAUCUCCAAGCUAAAAAAACAUACUUUUAUGCCAUUUUUGUAACUUUGUGAGUUUACCAAUCUUAUACUUCAUACUUAUAUUUUUAUAACCAGCAUAAUUUGGGGACAAACAUAUCCAAAAUUCACUUGAAUCGGUUAGGUGGUUCAGGAGAUAGGUGGAAGUCAUAUUUUGACCGAGGAGGGACAAAGCAGCUAGUUCCAACUGGUUUGGCAGUGUCCCUGGGACAACGCCCUUCUGGAGAAAAAUGGGACUGGGGGAGGGAAAGAGGCACACCUUCCCAUGGCCUCUCCAGGACCAAGUGGCGAAGGGCACUUCGUUACAAUCUUCAUAAAAGCCUUGCCCCAAGGGCAUGAGGUUUAGGGCCUUCACCCUUCCAAUCACAUUUAGGUGUCCGUGUACUGGUGUCCUUUUGGAUAGUAUGGCAGCAGUGCUUGUCUGGACACCCACCUAUCUCCAUGUCAAUAGUGGGUACUGGGCUUUCCUCAGUGAUAUUCCCCCAGGCCUGAGGCAAAAGGGGGUUCGGGCACAGAUAGAUCAGGCCAAGCAAUGGGCCCAGACAUAGCUGGCCAAUCAAAUGGGCCCAGACAUAGCUGGCCAAUCACAUGGGGCCAGACAUAGCUGGCCAAUCACAUGGGCCCAGACAUAGCUGGCCAAUCACAUGGGCCCAGACAUAGCUGGCCAAUCACAUGGGCCCAGACAUAGCUGGCCAAUCACAUGGGCCCAGACAUAGCUGGCCAAUCACAUGGGCCCAGACAUAGCUGGCCAAUCACAUGGGCCCAGACAUAGCUGGCCAAUUACAUGGGCCCAGACAUAGCUGGCCAAUCACAUGGGCCCAGACAUAGCUGGCCAAUCAGUGGGGCCCAGACCUAGCUGGUCAAUCAGUGGGGCGCAGACCUAGCUGGCCAAUCCAUGGGCGCAGACCUAGCUGGCCAAUCCAUGGGCGCAGACCUAGCUGGCCAAUCCAUGGGCGCAGACCUAGCUGGCCAAUCCAUGGGGCAAGCAAGUGGUGCGUCUAGGGAGCCGGCCGCAGCAAGUGGCCAUGCGGGAAAUAAGUUCCGGGUGCUCACGCUGCUUGUGAGCCCUCCAGGGCCGGUAGACCGCGCACUGGACUGUCGGACCUGCACACCGUGGUCAUGGAGGUCGGAGGUCUCGGAGGAGGCCGGUUGCAAAAAGCCUCCUGAGACCUCAGAGCGGUAAAAACUGCCAAAAAUAAAAUGGCAGAGGAUAGAAAAAGGGGAAUAAUGGCAAUAGACAGGGGGGUAUAUGAAGUCACAGUAAGGAAUAUGACGGUACAGUAAAGUAUAUAAAGGCACCGUAAGGUGUGUAUAUAUAAAGGCACAGUAAUGUCUAUGAAGGCACAGUAAGGCUCACAAAGACCCCCACCCAUGAAUCCAAAGACAGUCUAACAAAAAUAUGGGAAGCAUAAAAUGCACUGAAAAUCCCCCAAUAAACCUCUAUAAAGAGCUGUAAAAAGGCAAUAAAUCCCAAAGCCACCAACUAGAAGCAGGAGGCAGUGGUACUCUGACCUGUACUGAUGCGGAGCAGCAAAGAAAGAGAAAAUGAUGCAUAGGGAGGGGAGUUUUAUAGUACCUAACUUUUUUCUGAUUGGUUGUUUUCUGUGCUGCUGUGGAGUUCUAGUAAAGAGAGACUUAAGCAAAUACAAUACGAAGCCUCCUGUUAUAAAAUUACUUGCGUCAUUACUUGUGACUUUAUUAUCCCUUUAAUAUUCCAAUUUGCCUUCUGGUUUGGUUUUGAUGCUCAUUAAAUGUUGUCUCCAAUGUCUGCAGGCUGCUUGGAUGAGGAAUGGGAGAGUAUGAAGGGGGACACUGGUCCAUCAACUGGGAAGAAAAAAGUGAAGAAACAAGGAGAGAAGAAAAAAAAGAACAAAAAUAAGACCUUAGGCAUGAAAGACAAGAAUAUCCAGAUUGAAAGCCCUGAAACACAGACUCUUCAAAAUGGAGCCAAAGAGGAACUCUAGCAUCCCAUGAGCCUAUAACCCAGCCUCUCUCCAACCAACCUGGGGUUUACCAUAUCCUAUCUCCCAGUUGAUAUAACCUGUCUCCAUCCAACCUGGGAUGUACCAUAUCCCAUCUCCCAGCUGAUACAGCCUCUACCCCACCAACCUGGGCUUUACCAUAUCCCAUCCCCUAGCUGAUAUAUCCUCUCCCCAACUAACAUGGGAUUUGCCAUAUCCCAGCUGGUACAGCCUCUCCCCAACUAACAUGGGAUUUACCAUAUCCCAUCUGCCAGCUGAUAUAUCCUCUCCCCAACUAACAUGGGAUUUACCAUAUCCCAUCUCCCAGCUGAUAUAUCCUCUCCCCAACUAACAUGGGAUUUACCAUAUCCCAGCUGGUACAGCCUCUCCCCAACUAACAUGGGAUUUACCAUAUCCCAUCCCCUAACUGAUAUAUCCUCUCCCCAACUAACAUGGGAUUUACCAUAUCCCAUCCCCUAGCUGAUAUAUCUUCUCCCCAACUAACAUGGGAUUUACCAUAUCCCAUCUCCCAGCUGAUACAGAUUCUCCCCAACUAACAUGGGAUUUACCAUAUCCCAUCUCCCCACUGAUACAGAUUCUCCCCAACUAACAUGGGAUUUACCAUAUCCCAGCUGGUACAGCCUCUCCCCAACUAACAUGGGAUUUACCAUAUCCCAUCCCCUAGCUGAUAUAUCUUCUCCCCAACUAACAUGGGAUUUACCAUAUCCCAUCUCCCAGCUGAUACAGAUUCUCCCCAACUAACAUGGGAUUUACCAUAUCCCAGCUGGUACAGCCUCUCCCCAACUAACAUGGGAUUUACCAUAUCCCAUCUCCCAGCUGAUACAGACUCUCCCCAACUAACAUGGGAUUUACCAUAUCCCAUCUCCCAGCUGAUACAGACUCUCCCCAACUAACAUGGGAUUUACCAUAUCCCAUCUCCCAGCUGGUACAGCCUCUCCCCAACUAACAUGGGAUUUACCAUAUCCCAUCCCCUAACUGAUAUAUCCUCUCCCCAACUAACAUGGGAUUUACCAUAUCCCAUCCCCUAGCUGAUAUAUCCUCUCCCCAACUUACCUGGGGUUUGCCAUCUCUUAUCUCCCAGCUGGUACAGCCAUUCCCCAACUAACUGGGGUUUACCAUAUCCAUCUCCCAGCUGGUACAGCCCCUCUCCAUCCAACCUGGGGUUUACAACAUCCAUCUACAAGCUGGUACAGCCUCUCUCCAACCAACCGGGGGUUCACCGUAUCCCAAUUUCCAGCUGAUACAGCCUCUCUUCAUCCAACCUGGGGUUUACCAUAUCCCAUCUCCAAGCUGAUGCAGCCUCUCGCCAGCUAACCUGGGGUUUACCAUAUCCAUCUCCCAGCUGGUACAGCCCCUCUCCAUCAAACCUCUGGUUUACCAUAUCCAUUUCCCAGCUGCUACAGCUUAUCUCCAGCCAACCUGGGGUUUACCACAUCCCAUCUCCCAGCUGAUACUGCCUCUCCCCAACUAUCCUGGGGUUUACUAUAUCCCACCUCUCAAAUGAUGCAGCUUCUUGCCAUCCACCCUGGGGUUUACCAUAUCCAUCUCUAAGCUGACAUAAACUUUGUACUACAGACUCAGAGAGUACCUUUACCAUCCCACCAACCUGAGGUUUAUCUAAUCUACGCUCCCAGGAGCUACAGGCUCAGCAUAUUUUGUGGAUGCCUUUACCUCUGAACUCUGAAUUACCCAAAUACCAAAACAGUAGGGUAUUUAUAAUGCCUCACACCCUUUGUCCCCUUCCUCUAUUACAUGGAUUCUCCCCUUCAUGUUGGAGCAUAUGAUGAAUUUCAUGUCGAAUGUCUGUUGAACGUUAGGGGGACGAGCUGUGAGAUUUGACCUUUUGGAAUUCUGAUUCUUGGUCAUUUUAACUCUGGAAUCCAAGCACGCUCAUAUGGCUUUCUUCUGGGGUCUUAAGGAUGCAUUUGGCAGUCUUUACAUGAAGUGUUAUUUUCUAAGCAUUUUAUUGUUGCUGUAUUUUUAUAGGUCUUUAACUGUUUGUUUUAUCUAAGUGGUUAUGGCUCCCUCUGCUUUCGUCCAAUUGCUCUAGUCACUCCAGCCAUUACGCUCCCUCACUUUCUUAAUUCACUCGUGGCUCGUAAGAGCUGUAGUCUGUUUAACCUGCAGUUGAACCUGUGUGAAACUGAGCUUUGACGCAAAUCAGGUACUCCGCAUGCUGCUCCAUCCUACCAUUGUCUUACGGUCUCUGUUUUCUACAUCAUUAUACGACAUUGCUGCCUGUGCUAAAUUACACCACUUGCCUCCUGCCUCCACUCUCUUGUGCAAGUUUCUUUAUUUAUCUUUUCACUCAUUUCUUAUGUGCUCUAUCCUUUUAUUUUAUCAUCAUGUAUUUUUUUUGCUGUCAUUGGUUUUAUUUUUUCACAUCUUCUGCCUCCCCAUCAGUCCGUGAAGAGUGUCUUUUUUUUUUUUUGUGAAAAAUUAAUAAAAUUAUUUGAAGCCAUUCUUUUCCAACCUCCCUUUUCUGCUAAAAAUUCACAAAUAAACAAUUCUCUGGGGGGGAGCAAAUACAUUAAAACUUGCCUGAUCUACAGUGAUACGAAUCGGAUGGGUUUUAUACUCUCUCUUUUUGACUGGUCAGGAAUCCCUACCAUAAUCAGCAAGAUUCUAUUGUAGAUUCACCUAUUUGUAUUUGUGCCAGGGACAUAGUUUUGUACUUAUAGUUUAGGGAACUUGACAGAUUAGUUCUAAAUUCCCAAGGAUUCUAGUAGUUUUCCACUUCCAAGCAAGUGAUAGCACUGCAGAGACUAGAAAAUGAAAAUUUCUUCAACCGUUGUUACUCUGUAAUUUCUGCUAUUUACCUGGCCAACAUUUCCCAGAAAGAUUUAAAAGGAGCACCCUCCCACCAUAUGUGUAGCAUGGUACCUUUCUCUGAGACACAGCAUACAUUACUGGAACCUGGGUAAAGGCGUGCUAAUCGUGCUGGUACUAUGUACCACCUAUAUUGAAGUUUGCAGAGUAUUUCCAGUAGGAUUACACAUGUAGUCAGACCCUUAUGAAUCUGGUAGGCCAUUCUCCAUUGUUCUUCACCUAAUGAUUUGCCC